Messenger RNA from Hippocampus zosterae (dwarf seahorse), 2262 nucleotides. RefSeq names its product bromodomain containing 9 (gene brd9). Gene Ontology annotation, cellular component: nucleus. The coding region runs from base 103 to 2064 and encodes 653 amino acids. The record is from RefSeq and is a predicted model, not a curated record. Gene Ontology annotation, biological process: regulation of transcription by RNA polymerase II. Lineage: Eukaryota; Metazoa; Chordata; Actinopteri; Syngnathiformes; Syngnathidae. The transcript has 17 exons.
AUGGCGUCGUUUCCGGUUAGCCUCUGUGUUCAUGCUAACGCCAAUGCUAACGCCUGCCACACAGACUGAAUAAAUCUACGUUUUGAAUGUAAAUAUUGCGAAAUGGGGAAGAAACACAAGAAACAUAAACCGGAGUGGAGAACAGUGGAUGACUAUGAGGACAAGGCAUUGGAGAAGCCGCUAAAGAUUGUGCUCAAAGUCGGAGGUAGUGAAGUGACGGAACUCUCAGGUUCGGGCCAUGACUCCAGCUACUAUGACGACAGAUCAGACCAUGAGCGCCACAAAGAGAAAAAGAAGAAGAAAAAGAAAAAGUCUGAAAAGGAUAAGGACAAAUAUGUGGACGAUGAAGAAAGAAAACGACGGAAGGAGGAAAAGAGGAAGAAAAGAGAGCGAGAGCAAAAUGAAUCGGAAGCAACACCUGCCACUGCGGUUAGCACCGGUGUGCCUGUCGAACCGUUUACUAUAUCAAAAACUUUGAAUAUCAAAGUAGAGCCAGAAGAGAAGAAAAGGAAGAAGGAGAAGUUUGAGAGUGAGGCCGAAUUUGAGGAAUUUCACCCCAGUGUGAAGGUCGAAGUGGAGCACCAAGGAGAAAGGCCCAUGCGAGCAUGUCGGACACAGCAUGAGAAUGAGUCCACUCCUCGGCAGCUAUUACUUGAGCACUUCCUGCGCCAGCUACAGAGAAAAGAUGCCCAUGGUUUCUUUGCCUUCCCAGUAACUGAUGCGAUUGCUCCCAAUUACUCAAUGAUCAUCAAACACCCAAUGGACUUCAGCACCAUGAAAGACAAGAUUACAAACAAUGAGUACAACACAGUGACAGAAUUCAAGGCAGACUUUAAGCUGAUGUGUGACAACGCCAUGGUUUACAACCGCCCAGAGACGGUCUACUAUAAGGCAGCAAAGAAACUUCUGCAUACUGGGUUUAAGAUGAUGAGCAAGGAUCGCCUGUUGGUUUUGAAGCGCAGCAUGUCUUUUAUGCAAGACAUGGCAGCCAUUUUGGGAGACGAAGAACUCGCGGCUGAUCUACCUCCAGCGGAGAUAAUUCCUAUGCCAGUGGAAUCAGCCAAAAAGUCAAAGAAACAACCUGUGAAAGACAUGAACUACCUUUUUGAGCCAGAGGGGAACGCCUGCAGCCUGACUGACAGCACUGCAGAGGAACACGUACUAGCCCUGGUGGAACAUUCGGCUGAUGAAGCCCGAGAUCGGAUCAACAGAUAUAUGCCGAACUCAAAGAUAGGCUACUUGCAGAAAGAGUCCGACACGUCUCUUGUGUACACUGUCGUCAAUCAGCUCGAUCCCGAUGCAGAAGAAGAAGAGACCCACAAAGUGGAUUUGAGUUCACUGUCAAAUAAGCUUCUUCCUGGAUUAACGACGCUAGGCUUCAAAGACGACAGAAGACACAAAGUGACUUUCCUGAGUAGUGCCUACAACAUUCAGACCCUUCAGAAGAACUCAGUCUUUCCAGACCUGCUACCCGAUGAGUCGGACUUGUUGUGCUCAGCAUAUGGGGAUGAAACCGGGGUACAGUGUGCUCUGAGCAUACUGGACUUUGUCCAGGGCUGUGGAAAUGUCACCAAGCGAUGGGUCGAUGGACUUCUGGAUAAGAUGACAGGAGGCGAUCACACGAAAGCUGCCAAUCACAUCCGGCAGAAGAGGAACAUGAUGCUGAAACCCGACGAAACCAAGACCGGCCUCUGCGACAUGCAGAUGGUGGAUGGCACUGGUCUUGGAGAGAGCAGUUCAGUGUUGGACUUCAUGUCCCUGAAGAAUUAUCCUGACAUGUCUCUCGAUAUAUCCAUGCUCAACACAUUAGGCAAAGGUGUGAAGAAAGAACCAGGAAACGAGGAGGGCCAGCAGCACUUUGAUGAAGCUGACAAGCUUCUGCAGGAGUUUCAGGAGGCUCAGGUGGACAGAGUCGGCUCCAGGCCUUCGUCCAACCUGUCGUCCCUCUCCAACGCCUCCGAGAGGGAUCAGCACCACUUGGGGAGCCCGUCACAGUCCGAAAUGGUUCACGAUCCCUACGAGUUCCUGCAGUCUCCGGAGUCAGAGAGCCCAGCCAAUAACUGACCUCAUUAUUCCGUUCUUCAUCUGCAUCGACACCUGAAGCUGUGACGUUGGACCGUCCAGUACUGUGGCCACGAUACAAGCCUGUGACUUUGAAACAAUGAAUGUUAUUUGUACAGACUGUUUUUAUUGGAUGUUGUUGUUGUUGUUUUUUGUAUUAUUGCAACAGUAAAAAUAAAUGCCUGCACUCGUGUUUGUAAA